This is a messenger RNA of Trametes versicolor FP-101664 SS1, 2919 nucleotides long. RefSeq lists its product as uncharacterized. The record is from RefSeq and is a predicted model, not a curated record. NCBI's taxonomy places the organism in Eukaryota, Fungi, Basidiomycota, Agaricomycetes, Polyporales, Polyporaceae. The transcript has 4 exons. The coding region runs from base 1 to 2919 and encodes 972 amino acids.
AUGCCUGGCCUCAACAAUCUUGACAUCCUACUGGAGGUCAUGGCCGCCUCCAGUAGAAGAGACGCCGCCCGUCUCAUGGCAGCCUCUCGGGAUCUCUACUCCCACGGGGCCAAAUUUUUACUCCGUGACCCACCGCACAUAACGACACAACUGCAACUACUUUCCUUCUUGGCCUUUCUUUCCGCCCAACCCGAUGUACGCUCCAAGUUCCUCCGCCACCUAGAACUAUCCCCCAAAUACAGCUGGUCUACUCCCGUCUGCGUCCUGCUCGCCGAUGCGCUUUCACCCGUCCAUAACCUCCAAUCCCUGAAAAUAUCCGGCGGAUACUACGGCUGCCUUGCGGACCCCGAACUCAUUUCCGCGUUGGCUGCACUCCCCUCUCUCCAAGAGCUACGCGUAUUCAGCUAUGGGCUCGAUUGCCUUGACCUCCUGAAGGCGCUUCGCGCCCAGGUAAGACACCUCAUCGUCGACUGCCCGGGACACUAUCGCGAGAACAUCUUCAACGGAUACGCGGACGACGACGAAUGGGCCGCGCACCACCCCAUUACCGUGCUCGCGCACUCCGCGUUGACCCUGGAGGAGCUGAGCAUCUCCUGCUGGAGCACCCACCCCGACCCCGAGGUCGUACCAAGCCCCGACAUCAUCUACCCGCGGAUGCGCACGCUUUCGAUCGAGUACGGCUCACUGCCGGUGGUGCUACCCCUUAUACGCGCAUACCCCAAUCUCGAACACCUUUCUUUUGGCUUCCGGAAUGCCUACCCCGACGAAAUCGAGGAGUAUCGCCUCUGCAAUCUGAACGAGCAGCUCCGGACGGGAUGCACCUGGCGCCACUUGCGCGCAUUCGCGGGCGACCUUGCGGGCCUCUACGUUUUGGGUCUGACGUGCGCCAUCGAGCGGGUGACGCUCAGGUUGCCCGCCAUUUACCUCCACUGGCCUGGGACGGCCCGUCUCGGCCCUGCAUUGGUGACUGUGCUCGCUAGGGCGCGCCCGCGGUGUCUCGAACUCGACGGCUGGCUCGCGGAUAUCUGCGGGCCGAGGGGCGACGGCAAGUUUGCAAUGUUCAGAGAUGAAGGUGCGUCGCGGCUAGAGACGCUGACGAUCGAGGGCCAUCUGGACGGCACGGAGCAUGUCGGCGUCGAUGUUUGUGCGGUGCUGGAUGAUCUUUUGGACUCGCUCAAACGCUCACGACUGCGCCACUUCGCGCUGAACAUCUACACGGAAUAUCUCAACCCGACGACCGGCGCGGAGCAGCAGGAUGUUCCGCUUAGCGCGGCGGAGCGGGCGGCGCAGGAUCUAGACGUGGAGGCGGUCAUGGGGCGGUUCGUAACGACAAUCCCGACGCUGCAGACCGCGGUCUUUUCCGUGCAGGUCCCGCGCGAUGUACUGAGGACGCGCAAAACGACACUGGCAGACGGCCGCAUCCAGUUUGAAGAGAGGAUGUUUGCGUCAAGACCUGUCCUCAAUGAUGACGUUCUGCUCGACAUCAUGGCUGCCGCUCCCAUCGAAGUCACCGCCCGCCUCAUGGCUGUUUCUCGAGUUCUCUAUUUGCACGGGCCGAAAUAUGUCCUCAGUGAACCCCCUUUCCUCAAGGACGAACAACAGUUGCUCUCGUUCUUGGACUUUCUUUCGGUUCAGCCCGAGAGCCGCUCCAAGUUUGUCCGUCAUCUGAAACUGCAUUUCAUCGACUUGUCAGCUCCCACCUCUCUUCGCCUCGUAAACGCGCUUUCCCUCAUGACAAACCUCCAGUCUCUCGCGCUGUCCUGCAGGCCCGGGAAGCAAGUCCGCCGCCGCCAUGGGUGGGACGCGAGCCUAAUCGCCAGCUUCGCCGCCCACCCCUCCCUGCACGUGUUACACCUGUCGGGCCUUCAAGGAAUGGAUUCUCUAGAGCUCCUGCAGACCCUCCGCCCCAGAUUGACACGCCUCACGGUCGACUUCCCAGCUGGAACCCGCGACAACAUCUUUGACGAUCUCUUUGGCGUGCUCGAAUGGAACGACUUCCACCCCAUCCUCUGGCUGGCGCCCUUCGCGGCCACCCUCGAAGAGCUCAGCGUCACCCGCUGGUGCACGCACCCCAUGAACCCUCCGAUCACCAACGUCGUCUAUCCGCGCCUGCGCACGCUCGACAUGCAGGACGCCACGCUCCCGCUCACGCUGCCCUUCGUCCGCGCGUUCCCCGCCCUCGAGCGCCUCGCCUUCCGCACCAAGUACCACAACACCUACGGCGACACCGCCGCGCAGGUGCGGCUGUGCCGGAACCGGAACGUCCAAGAGCAGCAGCGCGCGGGGAUCACCUGGGCGCGGCUGCGCGCGUUCGACGGCGGCCUCGCUGGGCUGUACGUCCUCGGGCUGGUGUGCAGCAUCGAGCGCGUCGUGCUGGCUGGCGUGCGCCAUGACCAGCUGCACAUGCUCGCCCCCGCGCUGGUGCACGCGCGCCCGCGGGUCCUCGAGCUGGGCGGGUGGCCCGUGGACAUCCGGCGGCCCGGGCCGCGGGGCGACGGCGGGACGUUGGCGGUGCUGCAGGGCGCGGGCGGGGCGCGGCUGGAGGACCUGACGAUCGAGGGCCGGUUGGAGGGAGAAGAGCACGGCGAGGUCGACCUGUCUUCUGUACUGGACGACUUGCUGGACGCGCUGGCGGGCAUGCGCUUGCGCCGGUUCGCGCUGAAUAUAUACACGGAGCACAUCGACGCGAUGGGCUACGACGACGCGGCGGAGCGGCCGCUGGGCACCGCAGAGCGGACUGCGCGCGACCUGGACGUCGAGGCGUACCUGGGACGCUUCGUGGCGGCGGUCCCGGCUCUGGAGUGGGCGGUGGUUUCGGUGGAGGGGCCCCGCAGCGAGUAUAGGACGCGCACCGCGACAUUUGCGCGCGGCGGCGUGGCGUUGGAGGAUAGGACGGAGUUGCGGGAGAUGCGCAUCUGA